This is a messenger RNA of Larimichthys crocea (large yellow croaker), 2574 nucleotides long. It is a transcript of the gene f2rl2, whose product is annotated as coagulation factor II (thrombin) receptor-like 2. Gene Ontology annotation, molecular function: thrombin-activated receptor activity. The record is from RefSeq and is a predicted model, not a curated record. Bases 965 to 2059 code for a protein of 364 amino acids. The transcript is spliced from 2 exons. Lineage: Eukaryota; Metazoa; Chordata; Actinopteri; Sciaenidae. Gene Ontology annotation, biological process: thrombin-activated receptor signaling pathway; blood coagulation; positive regulation of Rho protein signal transduction. Gene Ontology annotation, cellular component: plasma membrane.
GAAAAGGAAAAAACAUGUAUUGUUGACAAUAGUUACUCUACAAACAUAUUUGUAGUUCAAUCAACCACUUUGUACUAAAAAAACUGACCCCGACAGCUGUAUAUCACAUCAGGCACAAACAUGUUUAUUCAGCCUGGGUUUAGUAUUUCUCCUCAGGCUAAUUUUAGAGAACUCUGGUGGGGAUUGGGGUGUAUCCCCGACCACAGAGCCAACAGGAAGGAAGUCAACAUUAAAACACACUGAGCAAACUAAAAGCUGCUUCUUUGUUUAUAUCCGCAUCUGACAAAUUAUUUCCCAGCCAUCUCAUCAUGGGUUGCAGAAGUAAUUCAGUGAAAAAUCCCCAGUUGUUAAUUAUAUGAGAGCAUUUCUUCUGUUUUGUGUGUGACCCCAUUGCAGUAUAUGAACUAGAUAGACAUUCAUGCACUUGAGUCGUGAGGUGCAUGACAUGGUGGUAAAACAGGAAAAAGAAAUACAUUUUUUUGUUUCGUAUAUGCUCGGUAAUCAAUAUUCAUUUAAAUAAAAGGGCACCAUCUUCAAAGAAAUGAUCCAGUUCCAAUAAUACAUCCAUGAGCCUCAAAUUAAUAAAAGCCAAAUCACUUGAUACAAUUAAAAAAUAACCUAAACCACUAUAAAAUGACUUGUUACAGCUGCUGAUGAGCAGUGUCCUCCCACCCCGGUGAGUCAGUGGGCAGUUACUGACGCAGGCUAAAGGGAAUUUAGUUUUCAAGCCUGGACAGGAAACGUGCUCACUGCUCCGAACAAACACACAAGUGUCCCAGAUACACUAGCGGGAAGCUGAGCUUGACUAUACACUGUUAUCAGUUCUACUGUUGCACUGCAGAGAUGAAAAACAGCAAAUUUCACCGGUGGAGAACUCCGUAACAUAUAGUGAAAAGAAGCUAAACCUAGAAGGUUGGAGACAAGGAACCCUUGGAGAACUCUGGGAUAUAGACGGGAGCAGAAUAUGGCCAACCUUCUGCCAGGACUACUCAUUUGUUUGUUGGCCGUGCAGACCAUUCAGCAUGAUGGAAAUAGAACCUGGACCAAGACCAAGACCAAAGGCCCACCUGCGAUACCCAAAACCUUCAGGGGAAGAACAAGCAAACUUAAUCACACAAACUCUUGGUUGAACGUGACCUCAGAGGACCAAGUGACAGCCUAUACCACAGGGCUCCUCAGUACCUGGGUCAUACCGUCGUCAUACAUCCUGGCCAUGUUGGUGGGUAUCCCCUCUAACGGCUACAUCCUGACCUUCCUCAGACUCAAAGCAAAGUCCUACUCCACAGCAGUUCUUUACCUGAACCUGGCCUUGUCCGACCUGCUGCUCCUGCUUUCCCUGGCACUGCGAGUUCACUACCACUUCAAUGGAAAUGACUGGAUAUUUGGGGAAAUCUCCUGCCGGCUUUUCACAGCCUUGUUUUACGGCAAUGUUUACUGCUCAGCUCAAACUAUAGCGUGCAUUAGUCUUAAGCGCUAUCUGGCUGUGGUCAAACCGUUUUUAUACAGAAGGCUGGCUAAGACUACGCUGGCAGUGUGGGCGUGCUUGGUUGUAUGGUUCCUCUAUGGGGCCGCUAUUGUGCCUGAGCUUCUGGUCAAACAGAGUUACCACCUUACCCAGCUGAGAAUCACAACCUGCCAUGAUGUGCUUCCCCUAGAUGAAACAUCCCAUUCCCUGCUGGUGCCAUACAGACUGAUGCUGGUUGUCCUGGGCUUCAUAGUGCCUUUCCUGAUUUGUAUCUAUGCCCAUGUGGCAGUGGUAUACCACCUUGGGCAAUCUCACUGUGACUGGAGACCGUUUAUCAGAGUCAGCACUCUGGUUUUUGUCAUCUUUGUGGUGUGUUUCUUGCCCAGCGGCAUCCUGCACUUCGCCCACUACAUCCGCCUGUUUUGUAAAGAGGACGGCAGAUUGUAUGGAUACUACAGAGUAGCAGUGUGCCUCUGCUGCUUUCACAGUUGUCUGGAUCCCUUCCUGUGUAUGCUCAUUUCCAGAACAGCAGCCUCAGAACUACAAUUCAUCUCCUUCCACGGGAUGCCUCAGAGGCCAGCUGUUAUGAUGUGAGACAGUGUGUGUGUGUGUGUGUACAGAAAAAGCAUCUCCUUGCUUGACCAUUGUUUGUAAACAGCAGGGAAGCACAAGUUCAGAAGCAAAGAUGUGAAAGUUAAAACUGGACGAUGUGAAUAUAACAGACCAAUACUGCAAUCUGAGUUAGGUCCAAAACAACCUCAAGAUAUCUAUGAAGUCAGUGUCUGCACCUCUGGGAAUAGCAGGAUGAGGAAAGGAACAUUUACACUGUGAAAGCUAAACAAGCCUUUUCAUGUUAAUGCAGCUAAAUAUCAGAUUGUGACACGACACUGUUGGCUUGCUGACAGAAUCAGAGCACGGUGACAACUAUAAACUUUUUCUCCCUACCUUGUAAUAAAGUGAAAAUUAAAUACAAGCAAGCUCCAUGUAUAAUAUGUACAUAAAUGUUUUGCAAUGACGCAGGAGAAAUGUCAGCGAGGGAUGUCAAAUCUAAUAAAACUAAAGGAUUAAUAUGGGAUGAAUCUUUUAGAAAUCAACUUGAUUUAGAGUUA